Messenger RNA from Camelus dromedarius (Arabian camel), 6999 nucleotides. It is a transcript of the gene RNF169, whose product is annotated as ring finger protein 169. NCBI's taxonomy places the organism in Eukaryota, Metazoa, Chordata, Mammalia, Artiodactyla, Camelidae. The coding region runs from base 13 to 2136 and encodes 707 amino acids. Gene Ontology annotation, biological process: double-strand break repair. Gene Ontology annotation, molecular function: ubiquitin-protein transferase activity; nucleosome binding. Gene Ontology annotation, cellular component: nucleus; site of double-strand break. The record is from RefSeq and is a predicted model, not a curated record. The transcript is spliced from 6 exons.
ACGGGAAACAAGAUGGCGGCGGCAGGUCCGAGUACUCGGGCUUCUUCCGCGGCGGCAGCGGCGGCUCUGCGUCGGCGAGGUCGGCGGGGCCGCUGUGACGAGAUGGCGGCAGCCAAGACUGGGGCCCCGGGCCCAGCUUCUGGCCCCGCGCUGCUGGUGUUGCCACCGUCGUUGCUGCAGCCGCCGCCUCCGCCGCGGCCGGAGGAGUCGGGCUGCGCUGGGUGCCUGGAGACCCCGGGGGAAGCGGCGGCCCUGCCGUGCGGCCACUCGUUGUGCAGAAGCUGCGCCCAGCGCGCCGCCGACGCGGCGGGCCCGGGUUGCCCGCGCUGCCGCGCCCGCGGCCCAGGGUGGGCCCGCCGUCGGGCCCGCGACGACGGGCAGGCCGACGCGGAGGUGCUGGGCGAGCGCGCCCGUCGCGGCCCACCCGAGCGCUGCUGCCUGCGUCGGGACGGGGGCGCGGCCGCCGCGGGGCCCAGGCCGGAGCAGGAGCCGCGCGCCGCGCCCGCGGAGCCAGAGUUUAUAUUCAGAGCACCAAUCAAAUUAAGCAAGCCUGGGGAACUUUGUGAGGAAUAUGAAAGCCUGAGAAAGCUGAGAGAAGAAAAGUUACAAGAGGAGAAAACCUCUGAAGAUCAAAUCCACAAGCUGUUACCAGAGGAUACAGAAAUAGGAAAAAGGAAAAUGGAUGAACAGAAAAAAAGAGAUGAGCCAUUAGUACUGAAAACAAAUCUGGAGCGUUGUCCUGCACGUCUCUCAGAUUCAGAGAAUGAAGAACCUUCCCGAGUCAAGAUGAUACAGACACACCGCUCGGCAUUUGUUUCCAAGAACAAUUCCUACUCCUUAGCUUUCCUGGCAGGGAACCUACAUUCCAAAACGGAAAGGAGUCAGAGCUGCAGUGACACUGGUCAGGACAGAGUAAAGAGCAGACUCAGAGCAGCACCAACCAGCAAAGCCAAGGUCACAACCAUAACCCCAGCCUCCAACCCCAUCAUUGGUGUCCUCUUGUCUACUCAAAACAACCGCUGCCUUUCAGCCCCUGACUUAACCAUUGAAAAGCGCCUACCCUUCAGCUCCCUCUCUUCCUUGGCUUCCCUGCAUAAGCCAGAGCGCUCUAUCAGCCCUGAGAGCAAUGACAGCAUCUCUGAAGAACUCAACCAUUUCAAGCCCAUCGUCUGCUCACCAUGUACUCCCCCCAAGAGACUCCCUGAUGGCCGUGUGCUGAGUCCCCUCAUCAUCAAGUCAACCCCCCGUAACCUAAAUAGAAGCCUGCAGAAGCAGACUUCUUACGAGGCUAGUCCACGGAUCCUCAAAAAGUGGGAACAGAUCUUUCAGGAGAGGCAAAUCAAAAAGACCCUUUCAAAAGCCACCCUCACCUCCCUGGCUCCAGAAACAGGGGAAGACUUCCUGGUCUCUGAAGUUACCCAUUCUAACAAGGAGAAGCCACUUCUGGCUUUAAAUACAAGACUGUCCAGUGGGCAAGGACUCUCUGAGUGUACAGGACCCACCCCCACUGACCUUGAUUAUCUCCCCUCUGCUAGCCAGACAAAAGCAGAACAGGGCAGCAACAGUAAGAGGAGCACUGAGAUCCCACUGGAAACCUGUUGUUCUUCAGAGCUCAGAGUGGGAGCCAGUGGGACUUCUUUGGAGAAAGAGCAGUUUGAAGGGUCAGGGUCAACCCCAGAUGCCAAGUUAGAUAAAACCUGUAUCACAACAACUAUGAAAAUCUCAGCAGUUAAUUCAGUGCCACCCAAAAACAGUGUUUCAGGGGUCCUUAAAACAAAGAAACAGCUGAAGACAGUGAAUCAUUUUGAUCUGCCUAAUGGUGUUCUGGCAGACAACUUAGGUGAGGAGCCACUUCCUUCCUUGCGUCGGGGCCGGAAAAGACGCUGUAAGACCAAGCACUUGGAACAGAAUGGCUCUCUUAAGAAACUGCGACAAAGCAGUGGUGAGGUGGGUCUGGCCCCAACAGACCCAGUACUGCGAGAGAUGGAGCAGAAAUUGCAGCAAGAGGAAGAGGACCGGCAGCUGGCUCUGCAGUUGCAGCGCAUGUUUGACAAUGAGAGGCGGACUGUGAGUCGCCGGAAAGGAAGCGUGGAUCAGUAUCUCUUGCGGUCCAGCAACAUGGCUGGGGCCAAGUAGCACCUGAUGAACAGUGUUACCUAUUUUUCAGGUCUUUGGGCUUGAUCAUAUACCCUGAAGAGCUCAGUGUUCUCACUUUGGGUUUCUUUUAAUGGCAAAACACUGUCCAAUAUGGUUCUGAGAGGUUCUGAGGGCCUUCAUAGUAUGUAUCCAAGGGAACUGUGUCUCUGCCUCCCUGUGACCCAGGCCAGAAGCAUUCUUCACCCCCUAAGUGACCCACCCCCGAAGGCUUCUGGGCCAAAUCUGGCAGCUUGGAAUACGAUUCAGGAGCACAGAGGCCAGGGUUUGAAAUGGUAGAGGAAAAAGGGGAUACCUUCUCCAACUGAUAGAUCUCCUGGCUUCUUUCAACAGGUGUUUUAAAUCAGCCUUGCAGAUAAAAGUUAGUUCCAUCUCAGUUCUCUGGCAGAUCUGAAAAGGUAAUGUUCUCCUUCCUCCUUACUGUUGCCACAAGUAAAUAUACCUAAUGAAAUCAGUUUUUAUGCUUCUACAAAGUUAACGUACAUUCUCUGUUUAAAAUAUAAUAUUUGAUUAAUGCUCUAUAGUUGACAGACCACAUUCCUAGUCACUGUUUAAUGUGGUCUUCUCAGUAGACCAAACACGUAAGCCCCAUUUUCAGAUGAUGGAAUUGCAGUGCAGAUGUUCAGAUUCUCUCAGCUACCAAGUGGCGUAGCCCAGACUGAUGCUGGGUCUCCCAACAACAAAUCCCAUGGAUUUUCCACACUUAAGAGGUUGCCAUAACGGACUGCAAUCCAAGGGCAUGCCAGGAGAACCUAGGGAAAGCUGGCUGGGCUUUGAAUCUCGAUUGUGCAGAAUCCACAUGGAGAUAAUUGAGACUGACUGGAAGUAUAAACAUAUACUGUGCAGUUAUCCCAUCCCUACUGAAUACAGCCUCUGUUUUCCUCGGGGUUCCACGCUAUGAGAUAAAACUGUACUUGGACUUCAUUAUUACUCUCCACGUGGUGAAGGGUUAUCUGCAAUGUUGAUCUAAAAUCCAAAAAAUAAUUUGCCCAGAAGUCAGGCAAAGAACAAUACUGAAACUCCAUACUAUGGAAACAAGGUAUCUAGCUGUAUGCAGCUUGUAAAUUCAGUCCCAUGGACCUUUGGGGUUUAUUUUCCUUAGCAGCUGACACCAUGUGUCUUUUGCAUCUCUGGUGGUGCUUGGUGCUUCUGCCCACCUGGGCUCAUUGAGAGUAGGGAUUAAGAUAGGAUUUUAGGGAAUCUCAGGUGGGCUGGCAUUCCCUGUGCAUGUAUGAGUUGUUACUAUAAAGUCACGUGACUGGCAUAUUAACACACCUUUCGGAUCUUGAUAUAUCACAAUGUAUGUUGUCCCCCUCAGGUGGUCUCAGCAGGAUACUGAUAGUAUUUCCAAUGAUGUUGCCAUUGGUGAAAACAUUUCUGGAACUGUCCUCAAAGUCUGGAGACAUCUAUAUAUGUAAUGUCAGAACUGGAAGGGACGUUAAAGGUCAUCUGUUCCAACUUCCUCCUCUUACUAAGGCAGAAGCUAAGAUCCAGAACAAUGACUCACUUAUCAAGGUCACACGGGAUUUACUGUAUCACCUACUUUUGAUUCUUCUCAGGAGAUUUGCCUUGUUUCUUCUCUGGGCAGAUCUUUAAUUUCUGGGGUUACAGGAAAGAGAAUUUUAAGUCUGAAGCUAGUCAGAAGCGAUCUGAAGACUUGGAAAGAGAAGGUGGCUUAUCCAGAGGAUUUGGAGUCAUAAAUGAGGUGCAGCUAUAAAGCAGUCAGAGCCGUUUUCUUGUGCAGCUCAUAAACAGUUCCCAAAGAGGAGUUCCAGAGAUGUCUUAAGCAUUUUGGUCAUCAUUGAGAUUUGUGGACCCUCCUCAGUGACUACUUUGGGGGAAGUGUCACUCACCUGAAUGUACGUAUGCUGUGUUGUGUGUGUGUGCGUGCACAUGUGCAGAUGUGUGUUUAGAAAACAUACAUCAAUCUCAUUACUGUAUGUUCAUGCCACUUCAGUUCUAGGUUCUACUAGCAACAUACACCUGACAAAGGCUGCUGAAGGGAAUAUUGGUGCACAAGAUGGAAGAGCUGGCACUGGCCUGUACAGGACAGGGAGAGUGACUUACUAAAUGCCCUUAGAAAAGACAUCAGUUACUGCCAUUUCAUAGUUUCUUUUCGAUCUUAGUAAAUAUUAUUGGAAGGCUAGUUUAAUUGGUAGUAGCAAAGACACUUAUUUUUCCACUUGACACCUUUGUCUGUAUCUCCAAUAAUUUGAAAAACACUUUUCAGUUGGAACUGAUUUUUGUUUUUGAAAAAAAAAGAUAAAUAUUUUUAAUAGAAAAAGAUAGAUAUAUAUUUUAAAUAUCUCCCCAAAGUAAUACUUUCAUUUUAAGAAAUUGCUUAGCAGUAGCAACAGUUUUAGUGUCAGGUGCAGAGUGGAAAUUCUCGUUAAGUGAAUAUUCCAAGUGCUGGGUCCAUCUUACUGACCACCUACUGUGGAGCCUCGAAUGGUACUGACAGUUUUUCCAAACUUCCAGAUGAGCAGUAGUCCUUCAGAUACAGGCGACGCAGUUUAGAUUAAGGAGGAACAAGGCUUACUCUUUAAUCAGCUUGGCCUUGGAGGAGGGGAAAACCACUAAGGUAUUAUCUGUACUUUAAGAUGCUUCCCAUACUUAAUGACUAAAACUUGAACACUUUCUCGAAAAUUUCCCUCUCCUGUUGCUUGAUUGUGAAGUUGGUCACAAAUGGAGUUGUAGCCAUGAAUUCUUUGGAGAAAAAGACAAGGAAGGAAAAAACAGUGAUGGGGAGGGUUUGUGAGCUAGAAUGAGAGAUACACUGUCUCACAAAACAAACGUUUGUCACAAAUCAUUGGAAUCUGAUUCACCAUAGGAAUUUCCUGUGUCCUUCUAACUCUGUUCCUUGUGUAUAUGCAUUCUGUGUUUUUUCUUAUUAAAAGGGAAGUUAUAAGAGGUUGGAGGAUGGGUCAUUCUGAUGGGAAAUCAAAAAAAUGUGGUGGCCUGAGUAGGGGGCUCUCAGCCCUUUUUUAUUGAGUGAGGAACACUUUGGGAACAUGGUCAUGACCCGUUGAUUAUAUUUGCUGGAAGAAGUCAUCUGGGCCUGUUGGGUUGGUAUCAAAUCUGGAGAUUAUGCACCUAGCCCCCGGUCCCUUUCAUAUAACUGCCUCUUUUCAAAAGGUUAAUUCUUUUUGGCUGAGGCGUCCCAGGAAAAGCUUUUGUUAAGUGGCUUCACUUAUUUUUUUUUUAAUUUUUGCCUGGAGGAAGCACUGGUGAUGAAUGCCUUCUGUUUGUUGUUGUUGUUGUUGUUGUUGUUGAUUUUCUCUUAAAGAAAAAUGCCCUUAAGAGAGUAAAGCUGCUUAAUUAAUUUCUAUGUGACUACAAACUGACACACUAAGAUGGAAAGCUGCCACGGUGCUUGAGUGGUGAAGCUGAUGAUAGCAGUCUGUGCUGUUCAUCCUUCCUGUUCCAUUUGAUAGACAUUUCCUGAGCUUCAAACUCGUGCCAACCCUGUGCUGGGUCAUGGAGAUAUAGGGAAGGGAAGGACAGUCCUUGCUCCUGAACUCAGUGUCUGUUGGGAUGUAUUUGAAUGUAUGUGUGGCUUGAGAGUUUGUUGAUGGUUUUAUGAAAGGCCACAGUCAUCUUGGAUGGCCCAUUCAAGAUACUGUCCAGCACCCUUGAACAACUUAGAUACCAUCAGUAUCUGUGAGUUUGAUUGCAAUGCUGUUUUCCAUUUCUUAAGUGAUUUUACCAGAGGAGAAUGACUUUUCUCCUCCAGUGAUUAUAGGACAACAGCAUCUCUUAAGAGCUGCUUUUAGCAUAAAGCCCCAAGAAAUGAGGCAGGCUGUGGAUCACAGACACGGUCAGAAGAGGCUCACUUCUCAGCUUAGUAACCUCCUAAGCUCUUGCUCAAUCAGACCUCUCACCAGAGCUGGAAGCAACUUGAGAUUCCUUUUUUUCCUGCGGGGCUUUUUAUUGCGAUGGAAGGCCAGUAGGUGAGGAAGGGAAGAAAAAUGAAGGCUGGAUCAUAAUCAUAAAAUAUUACAUGGCUGAAAUGGGCACGAAAAUCAUCCAAGUCAAACUAUCCCCCCUGCCGACCCUCUUGUUUUUUAAGAAGUGAGGAACUUGAGGUUCAGUGCCUCGUGCCAUGUUUGUACCGCAGUAUUCCAGAGUCUGAAUGAAUCGUCCUUUACUCACACACACGUACAAUUUGCUAAUAAGGGGGACACCCAAAUGGAUUUAGGAGUCUUUUUGUUUUAAAAGCUUUUUCUUCCUGCUUUUUUCAGGUAGAAUUAAAAUGUACCUAUAUCCCCUGAAUAUAUACCCAUGUAGGGAAAAUCCCCAUAGAGAGAGUAAUGUGAAUGUGGAAUCUUGGGAAGUGAUAACAUUUUGAUUGGAACAGCUGUCAUUUUAACUACCAAGGAUUAAAACCCAGCCAGCACUUCAUUUUUCUUAGAAAAUCAAGAACUCCUUAGGGACUUGAAUUUUUCUCAGCCAGCCUUUUCCGCAUCAACCUACAGAUUGGUCUUUUGGCCUGUAUUUUAGAAGUGAGUAGAGCUGCUUAUAAAUUCUUGUGACUCAAUGAGAAAGCAGGUCUGCCUUUAAAAAAAAAAAAAAGUUGGGGGUGGGAUUUUAGGAACAGAGGCUGCUGAAUAGACUUUCCUCCAAAGAUACCCAGAAAUGCAUCUUUACACAUGAUUGUUAUCCAUAAUAGCUUUUUGAAGAAGAUUGUUCUACAGAAAAGAGACGUACGAUAUAUACAGAAGACACCAGUUAGAGACUGGUUAAACUGGAUGAAGGAAAAGUGCCAAGACUGAAUGUGCACACUGUUCUAUGUAAUAUCAGUAUUUUUUUCCCUAAGAAAAAUACAUACUUUGCUUUGUGAGUAAA